This is a messenger RNA of Ruditapes philippinarum (Manila clam), 2480 nucleotides long. RefSeq names its product zinc transporter Slc39a7-like. Gene Ontology annotation, molecular function: zinc ion transmembrane transporter activity. The coding region runs from base 61 to 1383 and encodes 440 amino acids. The transcript is spliced from 3 exons. Gene Ontology annotation, cellular component: membrane. Gene Ontology annotation, biological process: zinc ion transmembrane transport; intracellular zinc ion homeostasis. NCBI's taxonomy places the organism in Eukaryota, Metazoa, Mollusca, Bivalvia, Venerida, Veneridae. The record is from RefSeq and is a predicted model, not a curated record.
GUGACACCGUCGGCUUCAUCUGCGUAACCAGACGCUCUAGAAAAGCGCUUCGCGAGAAAGAUGUACACGUCUACGAAAAUGUUUUCCACUAAACAUUUUACACUGACAGUUUUUACAUUAACAACUCUAUUUAUUUCAUUGAAUUUUAUUUCAAUUGCUGAAUGUCACGGGCACGGACAUGAUCACGAUCAUGGACAUUCUCACGAUGAACCUGCAUCUUUCAAAUAUUCACAGCAAGCAAACGAACCUCCUGCAGAUCAUGGACAUGCUCACUCUCAUGGGGGACAUGGGCAUACACACGGAGAUCAUGGUCACGCUCACGGGGAUCAUGGUCACGCUCAUUCCCAUGGAGGAGAACAACAUGCACAUUCACAUGGUGGUAAACGGGAAGCCCCAGGACAUGGGCAUUCCCAUGGAGAGCAACCUAAAGGAAAAGCUGUGAAAAAUACUGGAAUAAAGUUGUGGAUUGAGGCUAUCACAGCAACAGCAGUCAUAAGCAUUUCACCAAUUUUCAUUUUGUUGUUUAUUCCUUUAGAUAAUACAGACAAACAUCAACCAUUAUUGAAAGUUCUACUAAGUUUUGCAUCAGGAGGGCUGUUGGGAGAUGCCUUUCUCCAUCUUAUUCCCCAUGCAGUGUCUCCACAUUCACAUGGUGGAGAUGAUCAUGGACACACACAUUCCCAUGACGAAGGUGGACACUCUCAUGAUAUGUCUGUAGGUCUUUGGGUUUUGGCUGGUAUUAUUGCAUUCCUAAUGGUAGAAAAAUUUGUAAGGAUUGUAAAAGGAGAUCAUGCCCACUCACAUGCACCACCAAAGAAAGAAAAGGAGGCAAAAGAUAACAAGGAAAACACAAAAGAUGAGAAGGAAACGACCAAAGAAACUACAAAUAAAAAGACAGACGAGGUAGUUCAGACUAAAGAAACACCAGUUGAAGAUAUAAAAGUAGCUGGGUACCUGAAUCUUGCCGCAGAUUUUGCUCACAACUUUACAGAUGGUCUGGCUAUUGGAGCAUCUUUCAUGAUGGGUCAGAGCUUAGGAAUUAUAACAACUAUCACAAUUUUCCUCCAUGAGAUUCCCCAUGAAAUUGGUGACUUUGCUAUCUUGGUUCAGUCUGGCUGUACUAAGAAAAAGGCUAUGAUGUUACAGUUUAGUACAGCUAUAGGUGCUAUGCUGGGUACAAUCUCAAGUCUGUUUGCGGAGGGUGUUGGCGAGGCAGCGACUACAUGGAUAUUACCAUUUACUGCCGGAGGCUUCAUCUACAUUGCCACAGUUUCUGUCAUUCCUGAACUUCUAGAAGACACUAAACUUGGACAGUCCAUCAAAGAAAUUUUGGCUUUGUUAGUUGGCGUAUAUAUGAUGGUUUUAAUAGGACAAUUUGAAUAAUCAAUACUUGCAAUGAUUAUUGGGUAUAUUAUAUUUAACUCAUAAAAUAACAGCACUAUAUUGUUUUAGCUUUAAAAUGGUGAACACUUGAAUUAACUGCUAGUAGAAAUCAAAAUGAUCAUAGUUACUGUAUUUCAGAUCUAUCACAGUCAUUUUUCAUUAAAAUUAAUUUUUUUUAACAAAUUGUCUAGCAAGAAUGUUUGAAUUUGAUCAUUUUGUAAUGUGAGAGCUGGUCUCGAAGGUUUUCUUUUUUUUAUAUAUAAAAACGCUUAAAAUGUAAUAUAUAAGAACAUAUGAAACAAAGAUAUACGAAUUAUGUUUACAUUGUUGUUAUUGUACUUUAUCAUUUUGUGUAUAAACCGCUUAUUCAUAUCAUUCACAACAGAAAUCUAAACUCAGAUAUCAUAAAACUGUUGCAGUAUAUAUACAUGUAUAUUGAUUCUACCUAGUUCUUUAUGAUUUUUAUCUUUGUUUUAUUUACAAGAGUUAGUCAGAACUUGGGAGAAUCACAGGAAAUGUUAGAUUAAUGUAACAUAUUAUUAUACUAGAUCAGUUACUUUACAACAGCAGAAAACUAUAACAUUUUGUUUAUCUGUUAGAGUAGCACAAACUGUGGUAUUAUGAUUGUUUGGUGAUAAACCAUAGUUUUCAUCUUAAGUACUUGUUUUCUUAUCAAUAUUGACAUGUAUAUGUUUUUAAAAUGAAGAAAUGUACAUUGGAGGGUGAGAAAAGCCGACAAUAUUAAGAUAUAUUUACAUAUAUUGUAUAUCUAUUAUAAAAGUGAUCCUCAGAUUGGUGUUGAAGUCAAAGUGCUUAUUUCAUAGCUGCUGUAUAUAAUUGAAUUGAUUAAUUAAUGAAAUUCAGUAGCACUAGUUGUUAGAAUCUGAUCUCCCAUGAUAUAUUUAAUAUGACGACUUUGUAACAGUAAACUCCCAUUGCUUUAUAAAGUUUAAUUUUUGAAAAACAGAGGUAAAUUAAAUCUUAAAAGAAAUGAAAUGCAUACACUUUUGUUUGGGAUAUAAAAACUUUUGAGGUCAGUUUAUAGUUGUUUGGACUUGAUAAAAGUUGUAUUGCCCUUGAUUAGAAUUUAUCUUGGG